GCCCUGGCACAACGCGAUUUUCGUUUUAAGAAUCGAACGAAAUAAGCACGCAUCGGUAUUUUUCAUUAUUUACUUUAGUCAGAAAGAGGGGAAUUACCGUGUGAGUCAUUGAAAAUAUAUAAACUGUAAGUCCCCUUCGUAGCGAAAUCGCUUUCAAUUUUAUCGCGACGCGAAUGUGAGGACACACGCAACGGCGGACGCACGGCAAGCAGCCAGACAUCAGUUGGUUCCAUUGUCGAAUAGCUUGACGACGACGUCGUUGCAAAUAAUACACUAUUAAUAAGUUGUUGUUCAGUUUACUCAUUUAUUUGGAUUACAAUACUCCUCGCACCAUGGAAACGCCGGAUAAAGCGUUCGUCGAGUCGCAGAUAAAUGACUUUAUCUACUACUUCCUGAGGAAAAUCGAAGAGAGAUUUAUGUUUUACUUGAAUAUACUGGAGGGCAAUCCCACCGGAAGUAAACCCGUGAGCUUAACGGGAAAUGUUUUGGCAGGCGCCGCUGCGAUCAUACCGUCUGUUGGGAAAGCCGUGAGCGAAGGGAUUAAACAGAGCGAUGUCUUCAUGGCGAAGAAAACAGACAAGGACGAUGCAUUCGUCCUGGCCGACAUCAUUUACUAUCACCGGAACAACAGUGAAGAGGUGAGGAACAUCUUGAUCGAAGCUUCUUACGAGAUCUUCUGCUGCUACGAGAUGCAGUUUCUGCGGUUGACCUGCAACGGAGGUCCAACUAGAGCCAUGCAGAAGUUGGGAGAUGAUGCAGCUCAACGCUACAUCAAUUAUCUUAAGAAAAACAAAUGCGAGUCUAUCAACAAUGAACUUGUUAUCAAGAGUAUCGUUUUCGAUAAUUCAACCUUCCUGAAUAACUUAGGUAUUAUUAAAAUGGGACACACGGUUAAAGAUGAGCGAAACAAUUCGUGGAAAAGCGCUAAGAUUUACACGAAAGUUGGUUUGUACGAUAAAGCCACGAAUACCUUCUACAAAAACAAGAAGUCGAACACCUCAGCUUAUGGGCACAGAUUAAGGUUUUCCUAUGAAUCUAAUGAAGACAUCAUCUACGAUUGGGAAAAAGACGACGUUGUCUACAAUUACAAUUAUAUAACCAAUAUUAGCAAUUUAGAAACUGAUUUCGAUGAGAUUCUCAAAUAUAUACUUUUGAAAGAUCCAGAAGAAGCUGCGAAAGUGGAUAGAGAAAAUAAGCACGAGGAAACUUUGAAUGCUUUGAACGAUAAUCACGAGGAAGCUAAAGAUGACCGAGUGGUAAAACAUGUUGAAGCCAAAGAACAUCGUGAGGAGAUUCUUACAGAUCUGAAAACGGAGACGCAGAAAAAUCACGUCGAAGUUACAACUUUACUUACUACGAUCGCCGAGAAACAGAACGAAAUCGUGCAAAACGAGGAAGCAUUAAAGAACGAACUAAGCAAUAAGACAAGUCUAGUAGUCGUUGAGGAUAUUGUACAGCAGAAAAUCAAAGAGAGAGAGGCUGAUGAUCCAAAGAUUGUUAUUAAAUUAGAUAGAGAAGGUAUUGAGAGGGAAUUGAAAAAACUGGAUUUUACCAAUAGCAGUGAUUUUAAGAAGAUUAAGGAUAAAAUAAGAAAAUUUAGAUUUUAAUUGAUUGUCAUAUAAUUAUUAUUAUGACCGCUUGUGAUAAAGUA
Messenger RNA from Nicrophorus vespilloides, 1651 nucleotides. RefSeq lists its product as uncharacterized. The record is from RefSeq and is a predicted model, not a curated record. NCBI's taxonomy places the organism in Eukaryota, Metazoa, Arthropoda, Insecta, Coleoptera, Silphidae. The coding region runs from base 333 to 1607 and encodes 424 amino acids. The transcript has 2 exons.